Messenger RNA from Scutellospora calospora, 696 nucleotides. The record is from the annotation of a GenBank genome assembly. Lineage: Eukaryota; Fungi; Glomeromycota; Glomeromycetes; Diversisporales; Gigasporaceae.
AUGGGAAGAAAACAAUUUGUACAAAGUCUCGUCAAAUCAGACAAGAAAAAGAAUAACAGAGGACGAAAAACGAAAGAUGAUAAUGGUGUUGAUAAAAAAAAAUUACAAAAUCGUGACAAUCAAAGAAAUUGGAGAAAUAAGCAAAAGAUACUUAUGGAGACAUUGAAGCAGACAUUGGAACAAUGUGAACAUGAUUUGGAAUUGAUGAUUGAAGAAAAUCAAGAUUGUAGAAACUUUAUCGAAAGAUUAAGAGAAGAAUCAUCUCAAGAAAUGAGAAGAAACCAAGAUUUGAAAGAAGAGAAUGAAGAAUUAAAAGAAAAAUUAAAAAAUUACGAGAUAGAAAUAAUCGAAUUUGAAAAAGAGAGAAAAGAACUUGAUAGAGAAAGAGAUGAAUUCGAAGAGAGAAAAAUUAAAGAAAUGAGUAAAGAUAUAGAAAACAUUAAAGAAAAUGAAGAGAUUGAAAAGGAAAUAAACAUCGAAGAGAAAGAAAUGGAAUACAUUGAAUCAGAAAAUAUUAUAAUCGAUAAUACUUUCGAAAAUCAAUUAUUUAUAAAUAAUUUUAAUAUUGAUAAUUUUGUUGGGAGUGAUUUUAUUGAAAGUGAAUAUUUAAUUAAUAAUUUUAACGAAUAUACAUGUUUCGAUAAUAGUUUUUUUUCAAAUGAUAAUGAUAUUAUAUCACAGUAUAUAGAUUUGUAA